Messenger RNA from Triplophysa dalaica, 3273 nucleotides. RefSeq lists its product as uncharacterized. Gene Ontology annotation, cellular component: external side of plasma membrane. The record is from RefSeq and is a predicted model, not a curated record. The transcript has 16 exons. Lineage: Eukaryota; Metazoa; Chordata; Actinopteri; Cypriniformes; Nemacheilidae. Gene Ontology annotation, biological process: immune response; cell surface receptor signaling pathway; T cell costimulation. The coding region runs from base 147 to 2042 and encodes 631 amino acids.
AAGACAUGAUCUGCAUGUCAACAACACAUUGAAAGUUACAGUAACGGUGACGCAGACGGUUGUAAAAGUUGUUUAUUUAUUUAUGCUUGGCACCACGACAGGUGCGUGGUCAAAAUAAUGGCCAAUAGUAAAAAAAACAUUUGAAGAUGAAGUUUCUAAAAUGUAUUUUGAUGCUCAUCUUCGAGAUAUUAUAUGAUACUCUGGAGUUCAGUGUUCGAGGUUCAGGUCCUCUGGUUGUUCCUCUGGGAGAUUCAGUUCUUCUGCCCUGUUCUGUUGAUUCAGUCUUAUCGUUGGAAAAGUUGCGAGUGGAAUGGAGAAAUACCGAUUCAGAGACUGUUGUUCAUCUGUAUCAUGAUGGAGAUAUUAGACCAGAGGCCCAGCAUGAGGAUUAUCAUGAUCGAGCUCAUUUCCUCACUGACAACUUUACACUUGGAAAUUUCUCUCUCAUGUUAAAGAAUGUGAGACAAGAAGAUAAAGGGGUUUAUAGAUGUAAAGUUUACAGUGUACAGGGUGCUGAGAAAACGUUGGUCGAAAUAAAAGAUGUUGAAUAUUUGAGAGUAUUGGGAUCAGAUCAUUCAGUGUAUGGUGGUGAUGACGUGACUCUGAACUGCUCUGUGGACUCUCACAUCCCACCUGAAGACAUUGAAGAGGUUUCAUGGAAGAAAAUAGAUAAAAAUGAAAACAUCACAGUUCUGUUCUAUCAAAACCAAGAAACUCAACCAGAAUCGUCAGAUGAGCGAUACACAGACAGAGUUGAGUUCUUCAGAGAUGAAAUCCACAGAGGAAACUUCUCUCUCAGACUGAAGAGAGUCAGAACUGAAGAUAAAGGACUUUACAUGUGUCAAGUGUUUGCUGGACGAUUCUCAGACAACACAACUGUAAUACUAAAACAACUGGGUUUCUCUUCUUUACACAUAAUGGUAUUGAUUUUGUGUAUUUCUGCAUGUGGAUCUGCUCUUCUGUUCUGCUCUCUGUUCUACUGCAGAUCAAACAACACAGGCACAAGGCUGCUGCUUCAAGUUUGUCUUUACUUUUGUCCGAAUAUUCUCAUAUUAUUGGCUUUUGUCCUCUGGGGUACUACUGAAGCAUCUUUGUAUGAGACGAUCCCUUGCUGUGUGGUUAGUUUUCUGAAGCCACUGAGGUUGCUUUGGCUCACCCCAUACAUCAUCGAUUUUCCAGGUGUUGUUAUAAGGCACAUUGAGUCUUCACAUGCUGAUCUAUAUUUUCCGGCUGUUUUGGUAACCAUGUAUUCAGCAUUGUUAGCAGAACAUUUCAGAGACAUAAACACAAACAUGAAGAAGGUUAUCUGGGUAUUGCUGGUCCUGGUGUGUCUGCUCUUUAUCAUACAAUGGGCUAAACGCUUUGAGAAGUUGCUGACAGCCAUUGGAAAAUUAUGUAUAAAACAUUAUGAAACAGUUGUAAAGCAAGCUUGCCGCUUUUUUGUGCUCCCUUCAAUUCAACUCAGCAUUCUGCUCUGCCAUUUUGUUGGCUACUGGACAAUCUCUCUCUAUCUCGAUAAAGCAGUAUGGACACUGAUGAUUGUAUUGAAUGUGACAUUAGUUUACAUUGCAUUAUUCAGAAAUGAGAAAAAAGAUUAUGUUGGACUGGUUUGUAUACUUGGAUUUCUUCAAGUGCUGUGGAUGCUCAUAUUUUCUGAUAUCGUAGUCAACAAUUCGAAGUGUUGGAUCAAAAGCAUUAUGUUCCUGUUUGGAUCUGGUCUUAUUUUAGUGUAUUCUGUGGUACUGAUGAUAGAGGUCAUACUUAUAGCAGUUAAUGGUGAACGUCUGGUGGGAGAUCUCAGAUUUCUUGUCUUCCCCUUUGAAAUCCUGUUUACCAUUCCCCUGUUUAUUUUCCCCCUUUUUACACAUUGGACACCUGUCGAUACAACAUCUAAGCAGGGUUCUCAGAACUCAGUGGAAUCUGAGGGGAAUCGUGCUACAAAGUGGGCCGAUUUGGACCAGAACCAGACAGGAGAAUCCCAUGAAAUUGAAACUCUGAGAAAUGACACUGGGAACAGUGUGAAGCUAGAUGAGAUCACCUGACCUGACAGCAUCUUCAUCUUUAGCAGAGAUUGCCCUCUACGAACUGUACGGUAUACUUUAUAAACUGACGCAGUGGGAGUUAUAAGCCAGCUUCUACCAUGGAAAUGGGAAUUGAGCUUCGCAGUGACCGGACAUUCCAAAGAAUCACUGCAAAUCAAAUGCAUACUCUCUUAAACUUGUUAUGUGUAAUGUAAACAGGUGGUGAAGGUAAAUUAACUGACUGUAUUAACUGUGUAAAUUAGGCCUAUUUACAGGACCACUUUAAUAUAGGAUUCAUGUAUUUUAUAAGACUAUGUCUUGUUAAUACCGUGUACUUUGAGCAAUUUUCGUUUUCAUUACCGGUCAGUUUUCGUAGUUUUAGAUUUUGCUGUGUUAUCACUUUCUUGAGAAUCAUAAGCUUUCACAUGUGCAUUUUAUGCUAAACCUAAAAAUAACUGUGAUUUAAAAAUAACCGUGGUUUAAGAAAGGGAUAAUCCACAGCUUGCCGUGCUUUAAAGGGUUUUAAUGCACGAUGUGGAGGAAGCAGAGUUAAUCCUUUAACGCACGGCUAGCUGUGGAUAAUACCACGGUAAUUUGCCAAGCUAAAGUUUUUAUUAAUGUUAACAGUGUAAUUUUCGAUCAAACAAGUGAAAAUGGCAGUUAUUUGGCAAGGUAAUUUCAAAUGUAAUCAAACUGACUGGACAUAUCCGUGCGUUAAAGUGCAUUUUAUAACUUGAAGGGCGUUCCGGCAGAAUCAAGUUGAGUUAAUUUGAGUUGAAUAGUCAAAGGAUUGUCUACAACAGCUUCAAAGUUCUCGGGUAUAAGAAAACAAAUGUUUUGAGCUAUUUAAUUGAUGCCUUUUGUUUGAGUUGUAUUAUUUCUCUAAAUUUUGAAGGUAUUAGGAGUUGGAGAUGUUGGUUAAAAUAUAGUUUUGUUAAUAUUGUGAGGAUGUUAACUUUUAUUUGUUCAAAUAAAUAUAGACAAUAAGAUUUAUCCUUAGAGCUAACAGAGAUGUUGCAAUCUUUUACAUAAUGUAUUUUCUUUUUUCCUUCAUGUAUUUUAUAUACGUUUCUAUAUGUCUUUAAGUAUUUUGCCAUUUUUUGUUCCGCUAAGAAUAUUUUAGAAAAAUACUCUUAAAGUCUUAUAAUCUAUAGAAUCAUUUGCACUUAAAAAACUUUUUUAUUUAUAUUUUUUGUAUGUAGAUUAUAUUUUUGUAUAUUGUAAUAAAUGUUUUUUGACAUUCCUUUUUAAA